AUGUCAACCCAACGAGUGCAUUUUUCAAGUCCUCUAGAAACUACUCAGCAACACAUGGCCUCAGCUGGUAAGUCAUCUGCCGAAGUUCAAUGCAAGGCAUCCCUUGCAGAAUGGUGGGGUGAUUUUGUGCCCAUAGACCAGUGGGAGCCCCCGAGGGUGCGGUCGCGAUUCCAGCACCUGCAAUUUAGAAGAUACGACAUGAGUCCGGAGACUCGGAUCGAGACUCUCGACAGCCGCAUUGGAGAUUCGACUCCUGAUGAAUAUGAGCGCUCUUUCGCCGGGGUGGAGGUGUCAAUUCAGGAACUGGCUGCCAUGUUCGACAAGUCCUGGGGCAUGUCUGAACCAUCAACACCCGAACGAUCUGCAGACUUGGACAAAGAGGUCAACAGGCUGGUAGACGACAGUCCAUCAUACGAUCUUGGGUGGAACGUCCCAUCCGCUGCAUCGUCCAGCAACCCAUCUCCCUCAGUAGAUGAUAACACCAGAGAUGACGGUGAUGAAGAAGGCCCGGGGUAUGAUCUCCGGUGGGGCCUGAAUGUGACUUCGGGUCAACUGCCUGAAGUUGUGAUGGAUGAAGAUGAUGCGCCGGCGUAUGAUCUUGGGUGGGGAUCCACGCAUUUGGGUGAACAGCCCGUUCAGCAAGACGCAAUCGAUGGACACGGGUAUGACCUCGGAUGGGGACCAGCACCUGCGGGUGAACACCAGAAGGAAGAAGAAGACGACAAUGACGAACCCUCAUAUGAUCUCGGGUGGGGGUCAACACCCGCAAGUGAACACCCGAUGCAACAAGAGGUCGUUGAUCUCACGGGUGAAGAUGAACCGUUGUACGAUCUCGGGUGGGGAGAACACCAAGGGUCCGGAAGGAAGACCAACCAUAGCAAUAAUACCCAGCGGUAA
Molecule: messenger RNA, 897 nt
Organism: Suillus paluster
Lineage: Eukaryota; Fungi; Basidiomycota; Agaricomycetes; Boletales; Suillaceae
Exons: 5
Coding region: 1-897 (298 amino acids)
Source: RefSeq, a predicted model, not a curated record